This is a messenger RNA of Paramecium octaurelia, 1472 nucleotides long. The record is from the annotation of a GenBank genome assembly. NCBI's taxonomy places the organism in Eukaryota, Ciliophora, Oligohymenophorea, Peniculida, Parameciidae.
UUAAAAUUACACUUUAUGGACUACACUAUGAAAGAUUCCUUCUUUGAUGAUUCCGAAGAAACAUCCUUCUGGACACAAACUCAGUUCCCUGCUUAAGAAAUCCAAACUGAAUUAAGAGAUAACAUGCUUAUCCAUAAAGAGAGGGAACUUGUGAAACGUAAAGUUGGAAUGAUGUCUCAUUACCUGUUAUUGUUCAAAGAAUAAGUAAUUUUUAAAGAGUAACUAAUUUUAGGAGGUCCAUAAGUGGGUAAAUCUGAUAAAUGUUACCAUGGAGCUAAUUAAAAAUCCAGCAGCCGGCCAAGGAAUUCGAUUUCUAAAAAACAAACAACGUUUCGAAAUGUAUGGUGAUGUUGAACCAUGGUAUAAUUACCUCAAAAAGUAUUGUAUUUAGAGAUGCUUCUCUCAAAGAUACUCAUUACUUAAAAAAAUAGGUUAAGGAAAUUUCGCUGAAGUAUUUCAUUUUAUCAAUUUCAGGUGUUCAAGGCUGUUUGCAAGGCUGAUGGAUAAGAGUACGCAAUCAAAUGCUUCAGAAAAUAGGAUUUGAAAGAAGAAGUUGAUAAAUUAUCAAUUAUUAAAGAGACCUCAAUUAUGAGGAAACUUCAACAUGAAUCUGUAAUUAAAAUGUAUGAAGUGUUUGAAGGAGAGGAAUACCUGUACUUGGUAUUAGAAUAUCUGAAUGGAGGAGAGUUACAUAAAUUUAUGAAGAAGUCUCCUCCCUUUUCUGAAGAAAAAUGUUCGAAAUUAAUUUACAAAUUAUUAAAAGCUUGUCUAUUUAUCCAUGAAUAAGGAAUUUUACACAGAGACAUUAAGCCUGAAAAUAUUAUGUUAAGAAAAAAAGAUGAUCUGGAAGAUUUGUGCAUUUGUGAUUUUGGAUUGGCAGAUUAUUACAAUCCAAAUGGCAAGUAUUUAUUUACAAGAUGUGGAACUCCAGGAUACGUAGCCCCUGAAUUAUUAUAAGACAAGCUCUACGAUUACAAAGUAGAUGUCUAUAGCAUCGGAAUCCUGAUGUUCAUUCUUAUUGCUGGCAAAUCUCCUUUCGAAGGCAAGGAUUAUGAUGAUGUUGUUAUGAGAAAUUACUAUGCAAAAGUAAAAUUCGAAGAGUGUAAAUUGAGUGAGCACGGAAUGAGUCUUCUACAAGGAUUGAUGAACAAGAAUCCUGUUAAGAGAUUAAGUGCGUUAGAAGCUCUCAACCAUUAAUGGUUUGUAUAAGAAAAACUAGCCAAAACAUGUCAAUUUAAAAUUCGAAGACAUAGCAAUAUUAGGAGAUUACCACAUCUAGAUGGUUCACCUAUUCCAACUACUAAUUUCUUGAGCCCCAAAAAUUCAUUCAACAACCUGAGUCCUUAAAGUUUGACUCGUACUGAUGAUAAUACACCAAACUCUCCAAUCACUCCUGUGACACCUCUCCAAAAUAAAGGGAAACCAAUUCGUAAAUCGAUUUUCAAAUUAUAAUAACUAUGAGUAUAAAACCC